Centruroides sculpturatus (bark scorpion) is the source of this 1447-nucleotide messenger RNA. Its product is annotated as mitochondrial basic amino acids transporter-like. Gene Ontology annotation, biological process: mitochondrial L-ornithine transmembrane transport. Gene Ontology annotation, cellular component: mitochondrion. Gene Ontology annotation, molecular function: high-affinity L-arginine transmembrane transporter activity. The record is from RefSeq and is a predicted model, not a curated record. Bases 167 to 1090 code for a protein of 307 amino acids. The transcript is spliced from 4 exons. Lineage: Eukaryota; Metazoa; Arthropoda; Arachnida; Scorpiones; Buthidae.
GCGACCAGACGUUAUUUGAUGUUAAAGACGAUCCCGUCGCCAUGAUCAGUAUUAUCAACCUUAAUCCUCCUGAAAUAUAAUUAAUACGCGUUGUAUCUUAUACGAAUCGUCUUCUUUAUACUCCUAUUAUACUUAUAACGGAGAAAAAUAAUACUUUUUCAGGAUCAUGGCUCUCGAUUUUGUAGCUGGAUGUAUAGGAGGUUGUGCCGGUGUUUUAGUAGGUCAUCCUUUUGAUACAAUAAAGGUGAGAUUGCAAACGCAAUGUACACUUAAACCCAUGUAUAAUGGAACUUUCCAUUGUUUUGUCUCGAUCGUCAAGAACGAAUCGAUAUCUGGCUUGUAUAAGGGUAUGUCAUCACCAAUGGCAGGAUUAGCAGCUAUAAAUGCUAUCGUUUUUGGCGUUUACGGAAAUAUUCUCAGAUCGCUACCAAAUCCUAACUCACUUUGCAGUCAGUUUGUUGCAGGAGUUAGUACAGGUGUUGUACAGAGUCUUGUUUGCAGCCCUAUGGAAUUAGCAAAAAUACAAAUGCAAUUACAAGGUCAAGGCAAACCGAAAUAUUAUUUUCCAUAUUGGAAAAGACCCCAACCUUUUUACAAUUCGCCUUUAGACUGUUUAUUCAAGAUCUAUCGGUUAGAUGGAACCAGAGGAAUAUUUAGAGGUUUGUGCGCGACCGCUAUGAGGGAUGCUCCUGCCUUCGGUGUUUAUUUUGCCGGUUAUGAAUUUUUAACUCAGUUUUUUACGGAUUCUAACGGAGAUGUAAAUACAAUAGGACUUGUAAUGGCAGGUGGAUUAGCUGGUGUUCUCUCGUGGAUUGUAGUCUAUCCCGUAGACGUCUUGAAAUCAAGGUUACAAGCUGACGGAAUCGGAAGCCAAAGGUUAUAUAGCGGAAUGAGUGACUGUAUGAGAAAGAGUAUAAUUAGUGAAGGAUAUAAGGUAUUAUUUAGAGGACUGAAUUCAACUGUUAUAAGGGCAUUUCCAACAAACGCUGCUACUUUCUCAGCAGUUACUUGGGUUCUUAUGCUUUUCGAAGCGGAUAAGAAGUCUAUAAGGUUGAGAAUGGAAAAACAUACUAACAUGUUAAUGGAAUAAAGCAACCAACCAUUAUCGAAUUUUGAAUAAAGGUCAAAUAAACGAAAUUCUUUUAUAUGUUAUACCAAUGUUAAAUUUCAGAAUGAUAUUCUUUGUAAAAACAUUCCUGUUUAAAAAUAUGCUGCACACUUUUUCCAGUGAAACUUUCAUAACGAAAAUAAUGGUUGUUAAUUCAGUGUAGUAUAUAUACAAAAUGUAUAUAUAAGUAUUUAUAGUGUGUGUGUGUGUAUAUAUAUAUACCGGUAUAUACAUAUUAGACUUCUUACUUAUAUUGUAGUGCACUAUGUAAGUUUAUAUAUACAACAUUUGUGUAAUAAUUCUCGAAUUUUACAAUUAUUAAAUUUUAAAUAGACUUCA